Messenger RNA from Thermochaetoides thermophila DSM 1495, 300 nucleotides. RefSeq lists its product as uncharacterized. Gene Ontology annotation, molecular function: hydrolase activity, hydrolyzing O-glycosyl compounds. Lineage: Eukaryota; Fungi; Ascomycota; Sordariomycetes; Sordariales; Chaetomiaceae. The transcript has a single exon. The record is from RefSeq and is a predicted model, not a curated record. Gene Ontology annotation, biological process: glucan catabolic process. The coding region runs from base 1 to 300 and encodes 99 amino acids.
AUGAACGAGCCUCAUGAUAUACGAAACUCCCUGCUGCUGGCCAACCUCCAGGCUGCUAUCGACACCAUCCGGGCCACUCACGCCAGCAAUCUCAUCCUGGCUCCCGGAAACCACUGGUUCGGUGGUCACUCUUGGACUAAAGGCGGCUAUGAGGCCAACAAUGAAUGGAUUCGCAAGCUAGUUGAUUCUCUCAACAACCUCGCGAUUGACGUCCACAAGUGUCUUGACGAAGACUUUAGCGGUAGUCGCCCCUUAUGCUGCCAGGCCCCUGUGAGCAACUUGGCUGGAGUGACUGCCUAG